Messenger RNA from Austrofundulus limnaeus, 2003 nucleotides. RefSeq names its product dihydropyrimidinase (gene dpys). Gene Ontology annotation, cellular component: cytosol; cytoplasm. Gene Ontology annotation, molecular function: dihydropyrimidinase activity. Lineage: Eukaryota; Metazoa; Chordata; Actinopteri; Cyprinodontiformes; Rivulidae. The transcript has 9 exons. The record is from RefSeq and is a predicted model, not a curated record. The coding region runs from base 29 to 1519 and encodes 496 amino acids. Gene Ontology annotation, biological process: pyrimidine nucleobase catabolic process.
CACACUGUGUCCCACAGCUGCAGCAGAGAUGGCAGCACCCAGCAGGAUCCUGAUUAAAGGGGGGAAGGUGGUCAACGAGGACUGCUCGGUCGUCAGCGAUGUUUACAUUGAAAACGGGAGAAUAGCAGAAGUCGGAGUGAAUCUUCAGAUCCCUGAGGGGGUGCGGGUUCURGAUGCCACAGACAAGCUGGUGAUCCCAGGUGGAAUAGACACACACACACACAUGGAGCUGGCGUUCAUGGGCACAAAGGCUGUGGAUGAUUUUCAUGUUGGGACCAAGGCUGCUCUCGCAGGAGGGACCACAAUGAUCCUGGACUUUGUAAUCCCUCAAAAAGGCAAGUCCCUACUUGAGGCCUACGACUGCUGGCGUAAAACCGCCGAUCCCAAAGUUUGCUGCGACUACUCCCUGCAUGUUGCUGUCACUUGGUGGGGAGAGCAGGUCCAGAAAGAGAUGGAGAUCCUGGCCAAAGAAAAGGGAGUAAACUCCUUCAAGAUGUUCAUGGCCUAUAAAGACGUGUUCAUGCUUCAGGACUCCGAGUUAUAUGCUGCCUUUACUCGGUGUAAGCAGGUUGGAGCUGUAGCUCAGGUUCAUGCUGAGAACGGAGACUUGAUUGCAGAGGGGGCUAAGAAGAUGCUGUCCAUGGGUAUCACAGGGCCUGAGGGUCAUGAACUGUGUCGGCCAGAGGAAGUGGAGGCUGAGGCGACCCAACGAGCCAUCACUAUUGCCCACGCUGUCAACUGCCCGCUUUACGUGGUCCAUGUCAUGAGUAAAUCUGCUGCCAACAUGGUGUCCAGCGCACGCAGGGAUGGCCGUGUGGUGUUUGGGGAGCCAAUUGCAGCUGGACUGGGAACUGAUGGUACCCACUACUGGAACAAAGACUGGGCCCACGCUGCAGGCUUUGUUAUGGGUCCUCCUCUCAGACCUGACCCCAGCACUCCUGGGUACCUCAUGGACCUGCUGGCCAAUGAUGAUCUGAGUGUGACGGGAACAGACAACUGCACCUUCUCGGUUUGCCAGAAGGCUCUGGGUAAAGAUGAUUUUACUAAGAUCCCUAACGGGGUGAACGGUGUGGAGGACAGGAUGUCUGUUAUCUGGGAGAAAGGAGUGCACAGCGGCAAAAUGGAUGAAAAUCGAUUUGUGGCCGUCACGAGCAGCAACGCAGCAAAAAUCUUCAACUUCUACCCYCAGAAGGGCCGAAUCGCCAAAAACUCAGAUGCAGAUGUGGUUAUAUGGGACCCCAAGCUGACAAGGAGGAUCUCAGCAAAGACCCACCACCAAGCCGUGGACUACAACAUCUUUGAGGGCAUGGAGUGCCAUGGAGUCCCUGUUGUCACCAUCUCCAGGGGUGAAGUGGUUUAUGAAGCUGGGCGGCUGCAUGUGUCAGCAGGACAUGGCAGAUUUAUCCACAGACAACCAUUUUCAGAGUUUGUUUAUYAAAGGAUCAAGCAAAGAGACCAAGUGGGCAGACCUACAGCUGUGAUCAGAAAGCCUUAUGAAGGCAAAGUCAUUCCCGUGUGAAGAACCAAGCGAGAACAUGAAAGCCUGUAAAUGUCCAGCGGUGUGUGUGUUUGUGCUGUGCAGCACAGAGACAAGCCAAAGGAUAAACAUCUACCUUUUCACACAGACGGGCUUCAUGUGAGCAGCUUCCACACUGUAAACAUGUGACAUGUUCYGACUCUCGGACAAUAAUUCAUUGUACAGUUUAUUGGUGGGAACCUUUAGAUCAACUGUUCAACACUCAGGUCACUGUUCUGCUGGAAGUUGUCUUUUUCAGCUGCAUCAGAUACUGUAUUUUGGUCAGAUCUGCUCAGUUCACAGGUCAGUAAAACCCAAUCAGCUGCUGAAAAUCAGGUUUUCUCUGACAUAAAUCUUAUAUAAUCGGCUAUGUGUUUUAAGAUUUAAAAUUAACCUUGUGCUUGAUUUUAUACAGAAAAGACUGCUUUAUGCAUCUGUUCUGUGUUAAUUGUGCAAUAAAAUAAGAAACACACCACAUCACAGCUUA